Molecule: messenger RNA, 2475 nt
Organism: Fusarium pseudograminearum CS3096
Lineage: Eukaryota; Fungi; Ascomycota; Sordariomycetes; Hypocreales; Nectriaceae
Gene: ZBC1
Product: ZBC1
Exons: 3
Coding region: 1-2475 (824 amino acids)
Biological process (GO): regulation of DNA-templated transcription
Molecular function (GO): DNA-binding transcription factor activity, RNA polymerase II-specific; zinc ion binding
Source: RefSeq, a predicted model, not a curated record
AUGAAGAGACAACAAUACGCCUGCGAUCAAUGCAGAAAGUCCAAGCGUGGCUGCGAUGCCCCGCCUCUAGAGUAUCCAGAAGACAUGGAUCCUAUACGUGAUGGCAAGUUGAUCGUUGGAGAGAAGCCACCGCUCGUUCAAUCAUCGCCCUGUUCGUAUUGUAUCAAGACACACAAAAGUUGCACCAUGAAUUGGGCAUGGACUCAACUUCAGGUUUCAUAUGCUUUGGCCGCUGCCGCAGAAGGAGAGUCAAGCAUCGAGUGCAUAAUCCCUUCGAGACGGAAGUCUUCACAAACCAGUCGUUCUCCAACAACAUCUGUGGGCGCCGAUGAUACGAGUGUGGGCGCUGAGUCAACUGCGGCAUCACACGUUUCUCAAUCACUUCCAUCAACUUUCAAUUUCUCGGAUAUGGACAAUGGGGCACAUAAUUCCGACAUGCCCUCGUUUCUCAAUAAUCCGCUAGACUCAUUACCCUUUGACUUUGGUGACGCGGGCAACAAUCCAUUGGACGCCAACUUCUACGAGAUCGGCAUCACUGACCUCAAUAUACCAUCGGAGAGCUUAUCAGAGUCAUUCGACAUCUUCAAAGAAACAGCAGAUACUGCCGUGCCCGAUAAUUACAGUGUCUACCCCCUCAUGGACCUCCCCGAGAUCAAUAUCAGUGAACCUGAACGGUCCUUCUUUUCACCAUACAAUCCCAGCAGUACCACAGAUUACAACGACAGACACACACGAACAAAGCGUCGACGAGUAUCCCAAGCUGGAAGCGAUACCCAAUACAGUUCACACAGCUCUCUAUCAUCCUUCUCGCUCGACCAGUCCAUGAUGGCCCGGUCCAACCAAAGCAUCAUCUCAUCCAAUCUUCUACAUAUCUACCACGACGUUCUGGAACACAAUCUAACAUGCUGGCUCAACGAAAUCACAUGCCCAUUUGGACGAUCAAAGGACCUUAACAGGCACAGCCCUUCAGCGGAAUGGGGUUCUUCGUGGUCAAACAGAGUGCUUCGUCGAACACUAAGCGUCGAUCGUGGAGCUCAGUCUGCUCAACUCAUCCACAUUUCGAAAGAUCGUCAGGCUGCAGUUUCUAAAGCGUAUCACUUAGCCAUCAUGGCCUUCGCCACGCAGUGGGCUCAAGAGUCGCGACGUCAGAAAGAACGAUACCCUUCUCCAGCAGACACUGACGAGAAUCCGCUAAAUGAGUAUAUGGAUGAUGUCAACGAAGAGUUCGGUCGUCACCUUCAGCGAAAUCUUUGGGAUCAAGCUCGUAGAACCCUUGACGACGUUGCCGACGUUGAAUCGUUCCGAGUUGUUUCUGCAGAGAUGAUCUUUGGACUCACCCAGAAGCCACUCUCACACGACGACAAGGCAAACGACUGGACCACAUCUGUGCCGUUGGGUGGGAGCUUCGACGCAGACGCGCUAUCCGAGGAAAUCGCCGACAUCAUCGAGAACAACGGUCCGCCAAUCUACAUGGAACGCGCCGCUCGAAAAAUGCACGUUCUAAAAUACCGCUACGACGCCGAACGACGAGGCAUAGUCAAGACGCGCAAGAACAAAAGGCCAGUCACCUUAUCCAUGAUGAGCACCGAAGACCAAAGCACAAUCAGUCUUCUUUACUGGCUGUCAGUCAUGUUCGACACGGUCAGUUCAUCAAUGGCCGAACGACCGGUAGUCGUAGUAGACGCCAACAGCCAGCAUGACGACGCGACAGGCGACAAGGAUUGGAAUGUGCCGCUGUUCAUUCAGGAUAGUUUGGAGAAGCCUAAAUUGGUUGUACAUUGGCCAUGUUCCUACGACGAGGCUGCCGAGGCCGUCGCAAGAUCUGCUCCUGUCAAGGUUUUGAUGUUUAGACAUGUUCAUUACCUCCAGACUGUUUUGCGACAAGGCGAGAGUCCUGAAAAGGUGGAGGAAAUUAUCGAGCGGUCUGUGAGAGUGUAUCGGUAUUGGAACAUGACUCAAGAGCUCCUCGAAAAUUACGACUCGAUCCCAAGCCGCAUCCAAAGCUGGUUCAUCUGCAUCUCCGCGCCCAUGCAUCUAGGCGUCCUCCUCCUUGCCGAUCUAGUAUCCCAGGUCGACACCAAUUCUCUUGGUCUUCCCGCGCAAACUCAAAGCCGCACAAACAGUAAAUGGAUCAUGCGCGUCCGCGAGCGCAGUGCCAAAGAAUUAUCUGACCUCGCACGAGUGACGACACCAAGCACACCACUACCUUCAGAGUUCCACCACGCGCUCAAUGAGAGUAUGAUCCUAACUGAACCGUGGACCGUGAUCUUGGAACGCGCGUUCUCAAAAGCGGCGAUUUAUUGGAUGGGCGAGGCGAAUGAUUUGAGGAUGUUUGAGGCCAAGGGCGAAGUGAGCGAGAGGUUGUCGCAGGCAGAGGAGUGUAUUAGGGCGUUGUGGAUAUUGGGCAAAAAGUCGGACAGUGCAAGAAGAUGUGCAGAGGUAUUAUCUGGGGCGAAGAGGAAGAUUAUGGUAUAA